CAUAGUCAAUAUAAUGGCGUGUGUCGCCGAAAACCUAUAUUGACUUGAAUAAGCAAAUCGUUUGAUUUUUUAAAUUAUUUAUCGCUAAUAUACACAAGUUAAACAGGUUUUUGUUAACUGUAACUUAAAAAUAGUUGUAAGCCAAAUUAUGUACCCAUGGCCAUGUGAUAGUUUUUAACUAGGGAAAUUAUUUGUAAAACGCCCUUAUUGAUUUUUGCUGUUGGGUGCAGCGCGACGUGCUAGCAUGUUCGAGUUUCGCUAUUUUUUAUUUAAUACGAUCAAACUGUUUUUAUAAUCACCGUAUUGUGUUCAUUGUGAUCCAUUAAAAAACAACGCUUUUUAUCGUGAGUGACAUUGAGUUUUGUGGUUAAUUUUUAGUGUUUAAUGUAUCCAUCGCUAGUGGUUGCAAAAUCCAGUGAUGAUUCACAACAUGUCACAACGUAAUUUUAUAGAAAUUAUAUCUAAAAUACAUUCAGAAUUAUUUAAUAAUGUCGUUUCAAAUAAAUAUAUACUGCAUGAUAUGUUUUCGUCGAGGAAUUAAGUUUUAUUGACUAACAGCAUAUUCUAAAUUCCUUGUUUUAAUUGUUCAAUGAACAUGGUUUCGAGGUACAUAUCUAACGGCACUGUCAACGUUAAACAGGAUGGCAUGUGCCCGCUACCGCUGCAUCCUUAUAGGGUGAUGCAACCAAGACCUGAAGGGUAUCCUGUAUCAGCUCCACCGGGAACGUAUGUGCAACCGCCGCCCAAUCAGGGAGGGAACCAGGGUCCUACGUUGAGGGGUCCUUCUGUACCGCCAAACCAAUCGUCGACGCCUCCGAAUGCCGAUAUAAAAGUGUCUACUUUAACUCAACAACCUUCUCUAAAUCCUAUGUUUGUUGCUCCAAACGUUCGACCUCCAGCGGCUAACUUUUAUCCUAGACCAAGUGGUCCUCCUAGUCAACCACAAAGAAUGACGAGCCAUAAUAACAGGCCUCAACAGGGCCAAUUGUACACAUCAUCUCAAGCGCCGCAAUUCAUGCACGUAGCGGCGACACCGCAAGUGUAUCUUGCAUCGACGAAUUCCGUUCCUUACGCAUAUGGUACUCAGAGACCGGCUGCAGCUAGUUAUGUACAAACACUGCCAGUCUACCCACAUCUGUAUUCUUAUCCUUCGCAAAGUCAAACGCCCCCAGUUUCAUAUGGCUAUUUUCCACAAAUGAUGCCAAGGACAGCUUCUAUGACUCCAGUAACAGUUGCGAAUUCAAAUAAUACACAGAAUCCCAUACCUCCUGUAAAUCCCCUACCAACAAAUCACCAUCAAUUUCGGCAGCCAAGGAAUAAAAGGCAGAAUGCUAUUCCUGUUAUAGAUCCUGUUACGGGGGCCGAUCGUCUUCAAGAGAUGUAUGAAGAGAAUCCCCAUCCUCCUUCGGGGGAUACAUCUGCUAGACAAACUCCCCAACCGGCCAAUAAUCAAAGUCAUACUAAAGAAGUACAAGCUACAUUUGCCAAACUAGUGAUUGAAGCCAUUGAAAAGGAUACUCGUGUAGAAAAUCAACCUCCUCCUCCAGUACAUCAACUCCACGUCCCUACUCACCCCCAGGAGGAACAACAUCAUUCUGAUCAUAUAUCUGAUGGACAACAAACCAACCAAGUAGUGAUAGAACACGAUAGCAUCGGUUCGCAAAGACAGGGAGCUGGUCCUGUUCCACAAGUUCCACAACAACAGCAUCAGCUGAAAAUGGAUCACGUAUUACAGUCCAGUAAAUUGCAGGCCGAUGCGAAGGAAUUCAUAUUGCCUCCAACAGUUCUCAAAGAAACUCCAAUAGUAUCUGCCAACAUAGAUGCCGUUGAAGUUACGUUACCGAAUAAGUUACCAAAAGAAAAAGAGAGUCCGGCCAAAGGUCGCAAACAGAGGGAACAAUCAGCUAGGACAGGUGAACAUAUUGUUAAAGAAGCAGCUAUCGAAAAAACGUUGCCAGUUUCUGUACCUUCCAACAAAGAGACUAUUUGUGAUCAAGAUUCUUCCAUUCUAAAAGACGAGGUAAAAUCGGUGCAAGAUGUUCCCUCGUCUUUACCCAUGCAAUCAACGAAUCCUACUCAGGUAUCUACUGCCGUUAAAGAAAAUGUUGCACCCAAAGAAAUAACCAGUGAUAAGAUACAGCAGCAACAAAGACCACAACAGAAUCAACAGCAUACUAGAAAAGAUGUGAAGGAAGCUCCAGCAAAAACUGUUUUGGAAAGACAGGAUAGUGCAUCGUCAGUCGGUAGUAUCCAGAAUAUUUCCCAGGAGAACUCUAAAUCUAAAAAUGCUCAACGAUCGGCCUCUAAACAGGGAACUGGUGGACAAAAUAAUAACCAAAAAUCGGUUGCACAAGCUCAGGUAUCUGUACCUCAACCACAACCGGCUAAAGCUGCCAGCAAAUCAAAUAAGAAAAAUGAACUUAACUUGAAGGGCGCCAAUAAAGAAGGCACCGAUAUGGAUGCCUUCAAUGACAACAUACCAACAGGAGAAGUGAACUCUAACGUGAUUCCUAACCAGACUGUAAAAGAUUUAUUGAAUGCCAAUACUUUACCCCAAACUAAUAAUGCCAAUGUUAAUGUUAUCCCGACACAACCUCCCUUAGUUAGAGACGUUAACGUAAACGUUGAAACGAACAAUAAAAAUGAGUCGACAAUCAAACCUCCUGAAACAGUUACCAAACCUCUUAAAAAUAAGAUUGAUAUUACCGAUAUUGUUAGGGAAAAGCCUAAAAAUAUUAAACCUUAUAAUAGUAAUAGUACGAAAGAUGGAAACGACGAAACUGAUAGGGCUGCAAUAUCGCAAUCGAAUGAAAAAAUGGUUCAAGCUAAGAACGAUGUGAAUUCUAAAACAAGUGAGAUUAGUAGGAUAGAAACUAAAUUACCUUAUACUGAAGGCCAAUGGUCUCCUGCCAACCAAUCAGGAGUGAAAAAAUAUAAUAGAGAUUUUCUACUGGCAGCUAAAGAUCUACCUGCCAGUAAGAUAAUUCCCGAUAACAUCCCAGAUUCUGUUUUGGCAGAUGAAAAAGGACGAUUGAGUGAUGGCAGACUAUCAAUGGGUGGAGGUAGAACUGAUUUCAAUCCUUCAUUUAAUAACUAUGGCAGAAAUAGUUCUCAAAAAGGAACGUUGACCAAUAGAUUAAGCGGUAGUAAAAUGGAUAGGGGUAAAGGUAACAAGGGUGGAAGUUUGGUAAAACCUCCAAUGAAAGUUUCCAUUUCUGUAAGAGAAGAGGUUAAAUUGCAUGAAUCUGAGAACGCUUGGCGACCUGCCAGGUUUAGCAAGGGAGAAUUCCAGACAGAAGAUGAUAAGAAAACCGAAGAAUUGUACAGGAAAGUAAGAGGAAUACUCAACAAAUUAACUCCUCAAAAAUUCGAAACCUUAUUACAACAAAUUAAAAACCUUUCUAUUGAUACGACCGAACGUUUGCAAGGUGUUAUAGAUUUAGUUUUCGAAAAGGCCGUCGAUGAGCCGAAUUUUUCCGUUGCGUACGCCAGCAUGUGUGGACAAUUAGCCCUUCUGCAAGUGCCGGUACACACAGGCGAUAAACAAGAAUACGUCAAUUUCCGAAAACUUCUUAUUACUAGAUGUCAAGUAGAAUUUGAAAAACAAUCUCUAGAUGAAAGUAUACGAAAUAGUAAAAUAAAAGAAAUAGAAGAAUGUACGGAUCCCGAAAAGAAAAAAGAUCUAGCUUUUGAUUUGGAAGAGUACGAUAGAAGACUGAGGAUGAAAUCAGUUGGCAAUAUUAGAUUUAUAGGGGAAUUAUUUAAACAGAACAUGCUCACUGUAAAAAUAAUGAUGAGAUGUUUGGAAAAUUUAUUAGAAAACAAAGACGAAGAGAGUUACGAGUGCCUGUGUAAAUUAUUGACAACAAUAGGUAAAGAGUUAGACGCCAACCAAUCUAUUUCUCUUGAUUCAAUAUUUACACAGAUGAAGAAUAUUGCGAAUAAAAAGGAUUCAACUAACAAGAUCAGUAGUAGAAUUAGAUUUAUGUUACAGGAUGUGAUAGAUCUUCGUGCCUCAAAAUGGGUACCCAGAAGACAAGAUUUAAAUCCAAAGAAAAUCGAUCAAAUCCAAAAAGAAGCCGAACAAGAACAAUUAAAUAUCCAAAUGAUGAAUUCAGCUCCGUUGCCAUCUAGAAAAGACGACAGAGGUGGCAUGGGAAAUUCGGGAGGACCAGGAGGUUCGAAGGGAGGUAGAUCUAGAAAUGUUACAGCUGAUGAUGGUUGGACAAUGCCUAACAGGGGGAAAAACAACUCUUUCUGUAUUAAGAGUGAUUUAUUGAGGGGAGCGAGAACUGCGCCUACGGCUGAUGAACCACUUGGUGCUGCUAUUAUGUACAACAAGUGGCAUAUGGGUGCCGGUACCAAUGUAAAAACACCUUCAAAUCAAGUCAAUAUAUAUGCUGCAUUAGAAAAUAUAGAUGGCGAUCGACGUACCAGUUCUCGUCAAGGACAAAAGGAAAUUUAUAUUUCGAAAGGUACAAGCCUCGAACGCGGUAAUUAUAAAUACGAUAGUCGGAGCGGUUCACGUUCUGGUUCGCAACAUCGUUCGAACGAUAGUUCUGCAUCAUCUUCACAACGAGGAACUCCUGCUCCUGUUUCGUUACCUCCACAAGCGGCAGUUUCCCGAUCUCAACCGCAACAGUCGACGGCAACGACCACUCCACAAGCGACCCCCGCUACCGCUUUUACAGAAGAACAGUAUUCGAGGCGGAUGAUCAACAGUUUGGAUGAAUAUGUUAGUGGAAAUUCCAGUUUGAAUGAAUAUUUUAUGGAUAUAAGUAGUUGCGUGCCGGUGUGGUACUUCCGAACUAUGGUUACCGAUAGUUAUUUACAUGUAUUAGAAAAGUCGCAACAAAUGAGAUUAAAGGCUGGAGAACUUUUCGCUAAAUUAGUUGUUCAGGGUAAGAUACCUUUAGAUGUUUACUGCUCAGGAUUGGCGGACAUAUUAUCACUAGCUGACGAUCUCACGAUUGAUAUUCCAAAAUUUUGGGAUUAUGUAGCUGAAAUGUUGGUUGAUUCAAUUAUAGAGGACGCCGUACCUCUAAAGAGGCUACACAAAACUUUUGAUGUGCUCAUUAAACAAGGAAAAGCGGAUCUGUUGUUGGCGCCGCUAUUUAAAUUAGUUAUUAGCAAUAAAGGAUCGCAUUUUCUUCAUAAUCAAUGGCAGGCGUCCAACCUACAACUGAGUGACUUUAUGGAUAACUCGAGUAUAGAAUCUUUCAUUAGGGACAAUCAAUUGGAAUUCUUAUUAGGUGGUGGUACAGUACAGGUUGAUCACAACCAAUUAUCGUUCGAGGAAAUAAAAACAAAAUUAUCACAGUUCUUGGCAACUGGUAGAAAUAUAGAUGAAAUUCACGAUUGGGUAAUGGCGAACUUAGGAGAAAAGGGCGCUAAAGAAAACAAAUUCAUAAGAGCGUUGGCGACUGCGUUUUUUGAAGACGCUAUCAAUAAAAACAACAAAUUUAUACCUGACAAAAUAGACCAGCACAAUCAUUUAUUAUUGAAAUAUGUUGAUAAUAAGCCUGGAUUUGAACUAGAAUGCCUUUACGCACUCCAAGCGCUUAUCCAUAAGAUGGAGCAUCCCCGAGGACUUCUGCUUCAAAUUUGCGAUAAACUGUAUGAGCUAGGCACAUUUUCCCAAGAAAGCUUCAUAGCUUGGGAACAAAGUCAGGAUCCUGCAGAACAAGAAGGCAAAGGAGUGGCCCUGAAGCAGCUGACGUCUUUCUUUUGCCAGUUGAAAGAAAAUGAUGACGACGACGAAUCGUCAGGAUCUGAUCCCUAUACGGAAGAUUAGGGAGGGAUUUUAGUGAUUGUGUAAAUAGAAACUAAAGUGCUGGUGAUUGCAGCAUACAACUGUAUAAAGACAAUAAUAAAUUAAUGAGUAUAAAUAAAUAAAUAACUAAUUAAGAGAAACUCAGUGAGUGAGUCUAAAGUAAAAACUCUUAUAAAAAAAUUUAUACAAUUGUUUAUACUAUACAUAUAUAUAUUAUACAUAUAUUUAAUUAUAUACUAUUAAAAAAACAGUUGUAAGUUGAAAGUAAGUGCGGGAAAUGUUAAGAAAAAGUGCCCUCCGAAUAUUGAAAAAAAAUUUAAAUGUUAAAAGGACAAAAAAAAUUUUAAAUUUAAGCAUAGACUCUGUGAACGCCCGUGAAAAUAUUUUCAAGAGGAAAUCGAGAGAAAUGCCGAGAAAAAGAUGGAUAACGGGUUCGGUAAAACGCGGCAGUUUUUUUUACUCUACUAGUGUUUAUAAUCGCAGUUAUUGCCGAUUGGGUGAGGUUAAAAAAAUUUCAAAACAUACGGAUGAUACGAUUAUUAAAUUAUAAUUGGUAUCAUCCGAAGUUGAAUAUUUUAUUUGGAAAAUGAGAAAAAUGAUAUAAUUUUUCAUACAUUUAACUAAAGAAUUCCAUCAAUCAUUGUAGAUAUUUCAAUUUGAAAAUUGGAAUUGGAAAGUGAAAUAUCCAAAAUGUUACAAAUUUAGAAAAAAAUAUUUUAAUUCAUAAUAGAAAGUACCCAACGUUUUUUUUUUCUUAAUUACCCGAACCAUAUUUAGUAUUUUACCAAAUUAUAUUGGGUUGGCGACAAAGUAAUUUCGGUUUUGUAGUAUAAAAUAAAACAAAGAAUAGUUUUUAAUCAAUUAUAUAUUUUCCAUUUUGCAAUAGUUCUUUUAACUUUAUGAUUCCGCGCUCAUAAAAUUUUGGUCCUUAUCAGCAAAAAAAUAAACCGGGUGCGAUUGAAGGUCAUCGUCAUUUGUGAAAGUUUGACCAUUCAAAGAAUUCUCAAACUUCGAAAUAAAUGGUAAUCUGAUUGUGCCAGAUCAGGCCUGUAUGGGGGAUGUGACAUCACUUCCCAGCCAAGCUCCAAUAGUUUCCCACGAGUUUUUCUUUGAUUGCUUCUUCCAGUUUCAUAAAUUGUUGACUGUAAACAUCAAAAUUAAUCGUUUGGUUCCUUGGAAGUGGUUCAAAAAACACAAUACCUUUGUAAUUCUACCAAAUCGACAGCAUGGCUCUCUAUCAGUAAAAAUUGAAAGUAAUUAAUUGCUAAGAUUAUAAUAAAGCACCUUAUUCUAAUUUAAUGUCUUAUUUGGUCUCACGAGAAGCCCAACGUAAAUAAGGUAAUUAGGAAACAGGAUUUUUACACUAGAAGAGCAAAAUAAAAAGGAUUUAUUAUUAUUAUUUAUUAAAAUAUUGAGGAAAUGUCUGUCUAAUCCUCCAAACGAAAUAUUUGUUUCUUUAUGCUUAACGAAUUGAUUAACUGGUGCGAUCUUCCGAAAAUUUUAUCAGAAAAACUUUUAAAAAUAUCACAGAAUUUUGUUGAAGGCGCAUAUAAAACAUUUUUUUAUGUUCCCUAGAAUAUAUUAAUGAAUUUGCAUUAAUUAACACAAGUGGCAUUUGAGACUUUUAAAUAAUUUCUUCGCUACUGAACCUGCCACAUGAGGAGUGACAAAAUCUGCUGCUGAAAUGUGGGUCCAAUCUUUAUAUUUUCAGUUAAUCAAAUAUUUACAAAAGUUUACACAACUUUUAUGGGGUUUGUACAAGAUUUGAAUAAAUAUAAAGGUAAGUGCACACUGUUGACUCAAUGUAACAGAAGCUAAAUAUUUUCUGUCAACAAUAGAAUUUCAAAUGAGACCAAUGACAGAACUUCGUUCAUGCAAUUUAUGAGUAGAUUUUGAAGGAAUCGAUAAUGGAAUUCGUAGAUAUUGGCAGAUAUGAUACAAAUUGACUAUUAUACCUCAUACUAUAGAGUUUGUUUUGAAAAAUACUUACAGGAUCAAUUUUGUCUUCAUGUUUUCUUGAAAAAAAAGGCAUCACCAAACCAAUAGAUUAAAUAAAUUUCUAGAACUUUCCCAUAUUUCGGUUUUCUCCUUGCUAAGAACUAACCGAGAUACAAACAGUUCUAUCGGUACCAAAUACAGAAAACAUCAACAUUCACCAUUUAAAGAGAUUAUUUUUAAAAAAUGUCUUGUAUUUCCCAUGGAUUUAUGGUGAUAACUAAAUUCUUAUUUGACAUCAAAAUUCAUGUGAGACAUUCACAUUAUUUGACAAACAUGUUUGUGAAACAAAACUUUGACGUACAGGGUCGUUUUAAAAUAUUAUUGUUAGUUCUAAUUUGCCGUUUUAUUAUUUCUUACUGAGUGGUAAUUAAUUAGUAUAAUUUCUACAGAUGAUUGAACAUUGCAUUUGUCAAUUAGAAAAUCACAGCAUUCACAAUCAGUCAAGUAAUAAACUACUAACAGUUCUCUAGACUAUUUAAGGAAAUUUACUUUUUUAUCAUAAUUUAAAAUUGUUUUAAUGAAAUUGGACUAAAUGGAUUAAUGUUCAUUCGAAAAUUAGCUGUGGAAUUUUAACAGAUGUUAAUGUGAAACUUUUUCAAAGUGGUAUCGUCCAAUGAGGCACGACGAGCCUAUCUGAGACCUAUGUACUCAAUGCUCCUUCAGCCUCCCACUAUAAAUAUGAAACUUUGUUGGAAUUAAAUAAAAUUAAUAUUCGAAUUACUAUUUUUUUUCUAUUUGAGAAAUUAAUUUUCACAAAUUCCUAAAUGCCCUUUUUCAUUUCAUCGUUAACUGAAAAAACUACUAACUUGGAAUGAUUGGUUUGGAAAUCACUAAAAACUUAAUAUAUACAUUUUUUUUUCGAUAAAUAAUCUUUUGUUAUAUUUUGAUAUCAAAAUGGUUGGUAAUUUUUUUGUAUGAUCGGCAGUUUCUGCGCAUUAUUGUAUAAUUCAAUUAAUGUAUUUAUGUACUAUAUAUUUUAUAUUUGGAUACUUUUUAUUCAUGUUAUUUUAGCUAAUAUUUUCGUUUUUCCGAUUCUUCCCGGGUCUAUCUGUGUUUUUAAUUAAAAUGGUAUCGUCAUUUAUUUCUUGUUAUUGGUGAAAAAUUUGUUAUCUUCUGGUAGGGUAGUAGUAUGAAUGAUACUCAUUUUCAUCCCCCAGAGUAUUUAAUUUUUUUUAAAUUUAAAUUCCCAGCAAAUAAGUUUUAUAUAAAAUUAUAAGUUUUUCUUUCAAAUUGGUUGAUUUUUUUUAUUAGAAUGUGAGAUUGAAAUAGAGGAAUUUUUAAGAAAAUCUGGAUAAUUUUUUUUUAAAUUUUUCAAUAUAAAAUAGUUUAGUUUUCACAAAUUGAUAUUUUCAAACGCACUUCCCACUUUAUAUUUUAAACUUUAGUGACAUAUUUUUAAUAACUGCCAUCGAUAACGAACGUUAUUUUACAAGAAAAUAACAGGAAAUAAUUUACAAACUUUUCUCAUUCCAAAAUCCUCAAGCAAAUCUAUUCUGAAUCCGUUCUUGUCCUUUUAAUUUGCCGAAUCCUUCUAUUAACGUCAUUUUUCAAAACAGUGUAAUUUGUGCCUGCGUAGAACCCACACUGAAAUCACAGUUCAUAAAAAACACAGUUGUUUCGAAAAAAAAAAAAUAUUCACUUUAAUAACAUUCCCAGCCUCUAAUAAAUAGUCGACUAAACUGUAGUACCAACGACACACUCCUUCAGGCUAGUACAGACCAGAAUACAAAAAUAUUUUUUAACAUAUUAUCAACAAUGUUAGUUAGACAUUUACACCAAGAUCAGUGAUGUUCAAAAAAUGGAGGAGACUUCCUGCUGGUGCAUGUGUCAUAAUUAUCGGUUCAAAUCAAGAUCAGUGUUGUUUCGAAAAGUAGAGGAAAUAGUUUAUGCGGGAGAUUGUGCUGCAUUCAUCAUUAUUGGUGGAAAUGCUGAGGAAAGAAAAAAGAAGAAGUUGUAUUUAGAAACAAGGAACUAUCCAUGGGGAUAAUUUGCCGUUUGAGCUACUGAGACUCAUUAACUAGUCUCAUGUAUUGUACCCGAAAUUUGAGUUGCAUAAUUCAGAUAAUGUUCAGUAGAUGUUUGUCGUGCAAAUUGAGCGAUAUUUUCCAUUUGGACCACAAGGUUACAAGCAACAAAUCUCUUCGAUACCAUGUGAUACUUUUCUCAACAGUGUUUGCAAAUGUUGCUAUUAUUUUGCAUCCUAGUCUAUACUAGCAAUUACAUGCACUUGCCCACAAUAUCCUCUUGCGUUAAAAGUAGGCUGGGUGUUGAUGAAUCCUAUAGAAAUUUUACCAUACAAUGAGUCUUGUCUUUCUAUUGUAGUAUAAUCCACCUUUAUCUUCCAAUUUAUCCCUUAUUUAAAAAAUUCAUCCAAUAUCUCUCGUGUCUAUUUUUAUAUGCUUAUUAUUUUUAUUUCCUUUCUUUUUCCUACUCCAAUCGCAAUGAUUUUGUUCCAAAAAUCUCUGUUAUUGUGUUUAUGGUAAUUUGCUAAUUCUUCUCACGAAUUGUUUCUAUUUUUUAUUUUUUAAUUUCUUUCUGAUAGUUUUAUACGCUUCUUUAUCCUAUUCACUUUUAUUUUUAUUAGAAUUUUUUCACGUUUUUGUUUUUGUCAUAUUUAUUCUAUAUAAAUCUAUAUAAUUUAGGUACUGUAUUUAAAUUUCUGUAAAUUUCAUAUAUGAAAAUUUCAUUACAUUGACCAACCAAUAUUACCAAGAACCAAUAAAAAAUUAUCCAGCAAGUUUUGUUUGUAAUUUUUAAAAAUUAAGUUAAUACUUAAAAUUACUAAUAUUUGAAGAUAUUCUACUACUGACUCUACAGGAUUAUCAAAUGAUGUUAAAUUAUCUUUUGAUUUGUUAUGUAUAGAGACAGGCAGUAGCUCAUUACGAUUUAGAAUAAAAUUUUUCUAGAUAUAUUGUACUUUUUUUAAGCUAUUAAUAAGAACUAAAAUAUUUUGAGUUACUGCAGUCUAGUCAGAAAAUAUGUUGUAUUAAUAAAUAUUGUGAAAAUGUUUUUUAUGAAACUUUUACAAUAUUUUAUGAUUGAUUUGUACAUAGACUUCCUCGAGAAUAAAAAUGCGUUUGAACAGAG
Diorhabda sublineata is the source of this 10858-nucleotide messenger RNA. RefSeq names its product eukaryotic translation initiation factor 4 gamma 1-like. Bases 590 to 5794 code for a protein of 1734 amino acids. The record is from RefSeq and is a predicted model, not a curated record. NCBI's taxonomy places the organism in Eukaryota, Metazoa, Arthropoda, Insecta, Coleoptera, Chrysomelidae. The transcript has 26 exons. Gene Ontology annotation, cellular component: eukaryotic translation initiation factor 4F complex. Gene Ontology annotation, molecular function: protein binding; translation initiation factor activity; mRNA binding.